UCUACAAUAGAAAACAGAUAUUAGUGCUUCGCACCAAGUACGUGAUUUUUUUACAUUUCACUGUAACCAGCAUUGCACAGUGAGAAACAAUUUGAACAAAACUGCAUCAAAACGCCAACUACGUUUAAACUGGAUUAUUUGUGUUCAGUUUGUCCACGGGUUGUUGUUGGCAAAAUCGCGAACAAAAUGAGCACAUAAAUAACAAACACUACGGUAUCCGGACCAGCUUUCGGGACGGAUGCGAUACGGAGCACCAGGAUUUAGUGAACAUUCCACGAUUGCUGAGUUCAGCAGAAAUACGUGAUACGUUGCUAGGCAACAUAAAUCCAGCGUUUAAACGAAUAACUUCGCUAACCGACCAUCACGAAAAAUGGCUACCGUUACCGCGACCAGUUCUGCACCCAGCACCAGCACCCAGCUCUCAAACUACGAUGAGGACGAUGAGUUCCAAGAUGCUUGCGAAAACGAUGCUUCCUCCCCUUCAUGUGGUAUGGAUCUGGACGCCGCUUUGGUGGAAGCCAAAAUAGCGGUCGAUUUGUUUUUCAACAAUAAAUUCAACGAAGCGGAAGCACUUAUGAAGCCGAUGGCAACAUCCAGUAUGUACCAUUCGGUCGGGCACAGUGUCUUUACAUACCUGGAAGCGAUGCUCACCUUUGAGCAGCAACAUAUAGCGGCAGCUUCGGAGGCACUGAAACAGUGCCUGAAUGUGUGCAACCGCUACCGGAAGAAGAAUACUCUGACCGAAACGAUCGGAAAGACAUUUAAGAAAGUAAAUUACGAUCAGUACACCGAUCUGGAGGCUCACGCAGAGCUGUGCUCGGCCGAAGCAUUGCUGCUGAAGGCGAUGCUAACAUUUAUCGAGGACGAAACGUUGACCAGCUUGAUUAAGGGUGGCAUGAAGAUUAGAAAUUGUUUCGCCAUGUACAAGGAAUGUAACAACAUACUAAACCACCGACACUGGGAAUCGGAAAGUUCCAAGCUACAUUUCGAAAGCGGUGUCCGUAUGGGUCUGGGGACGUUCAAUCUCAUGAUUUCCCUGCUUCCGGCUAGGAUAAUUAAACUGCUUGAAUUUAUCGGAUUUUCCGGAAACAAGCAAUCGGGAAUGCAGGAUUUGGUCACCGGAUCCCAGAGCGAAGGCAUCCGACAAGUGCUGUGCGUGAUGACUCUGCUCGGGUAUAACCUGAUCGUGUGCUACGUGCUCAGUCACAAGGAAGGUGACCUGCGCUUCUGCGAUGAGCUGCUCGUGAAACAGCUGAACCAGUAUCCAAACGGUGUUUGGUUCCUGUUCUUCAAGGGGCGACUGGAGUUUAUGAAGGGUAAUCUGGACGAAGCGCUGAGGUGGUACAAAAAGUCGUGGAAAUCGCAAAACGUGUGGCCACAAUUCCAUCACUUAUGCUUUUGGGAAUUGUUGUGGGUCAAUUGCUUACGACUGGAUUGGCGAGAGUCGCUCCUUUUUGCUACGUACCUAGUAGAGAACAGUAAGUGGUCCCGAACAAUCUACACAUAUCAGAAAGCAUCGAUCAUGUGUAUGCUAAAACCGGAAGAGCUGCAUUCGAGCGAAGUGCGUACGAUUGCGAACCUGAUGAGGGAAGUGCCAAAAUACAAGCAACGAAUAGCCGGCAAAUCGCUUCCGAUGGAGAAAUUUGCCUGCAAAAAGACUGAAAGGUUCUUCGCCCAGCAAUCAUUCCUGUACGUGCCGGCACUAGAGCUGAUGUACGUGUGGAAUCUGUUCAAGAUACUGGGAAAGCACUUUCAUUUGGCGGACGGUGUGUUUCGGAUAGUGGAGGAACAGUUGACGCACUUUGAGGAGCGAUCGUAUACCAAGUCCAACCCAACUUACGGAGUUUACGCUGCGGAUAACAAGGCACUGCUUCUUCUUCUGAAGGGUGCCUGCUUGCGUCAAAUGAACAGCCCGUUGCAGGCCACUCGGUGUCUAGAAAACGUGAUUGCAAUGUACAAGGACAUCAAAGAAGACCACUACCUUGUGCCGUACGCGAUCGUUGAGUUGGCCCUUAUCUACAUCGAUCAGGGCAACAAAGAUCAAGCAAUUUUGGCGUUGGAGGAUGCCAAGAAAAAUUAUAGCGGCUACUCGCUGGAAUCGAGACUUCACUUUCGGAUACACACGGCGCUUAUCGAGCUGAAGGGAAAAAGUUAUGAAAAUAUUCCGGCAGGAGCGGAAUAAGCCGGUCCUGAGUGAACCAUCAGUAUACCAUGACCAUCGAAAUAUUUUCCGGAAGCAUUAAAAACAGAAUCAACAACGAUCGUAAAGAGGGUGAUGCCAUCCUAGACCUGAAAAAAAUGAACCACCUUAGCUGCGAGCAUAUUGUACAACAAAAAAAACACAAAACAUCUGCGUCGCAUGGAACUAUAUUCCCUAGUCAUGGUGUUGCCACGCGUACAAUGGAUUUCGUUGUACAUUGCUAACGUUCCUACGAGGAAAGAAUUGUUUUAUUUUCGCUUUUACGCUGCAACAUACCUUUAGCCAAGGGUCUAAACACACCGGUUAUCACCGUAUUUUAUUGUUUAUUUUGACUACUGGGCUCCGAGCAGUCACCUACCAAAUGUAGCUAAUUUUCAAUUCGGUUCGGGUUCGGUGUUCGUAGCGCAAUAUCGCACACCAGUCUCGUUUGCGAUAACAGUAUUGAUAAGCUCUAAAAGCGUGUCAGUCUGAAGAAAGGGGCACGGAGUGGGAUUGUUUAUGUGGCAUCUGGAAAUGUAUUUUUCUAAGAAAUGUUUAUCCAUUGAGCGAGGUUGCAUAGCAAAAGCUACAAACUGUUUUACAAGCACUCUCCAUUCCUAUAAAAUAUAAAAUAAAA
Messenger RNA from Anopheles bellator, 2816 nucleotides. RefSeq names its product tetratricopeptide repeat protein 39B-like. The coding region runs from base 371 to 2182 and encodes 603 amino acids. NCBI's taxonomy places the organism in Eukaryota, Metazoa, Arthropoda, Insecta, Diptera, Culicidae. Gene Ontology annotation, molecular function: protein binding. The record is from RefSeq and is a predicted model, not a curated record. The transcript is spliced from 9 exons.